UUUUUUUUUUGUUUUUUUUUUUUUUGGGUGUUGAAGUAAGGUAUUUAUGUUAUUUCUGCACUUGUUACAUAAUCCUAAUAUUUAUGUAUUGUUUUUGUGUAUGUGUUUGAUUUAUAAUUCUUGUGUGUUUGUUUUAAAGGAUCGUGGUUAGGUGUUAUGAAUUCCUAACAUGUUAUGUUUUUGAAACAAAACAACGAAAAAUUCUAAAACUUUUCAUUUGUGUUUAAUUUUUGUGUAGUUUUCAGAACCCAAAACAAUUUUUUGGCAUUUCUUCUAGUGAGUUGUUUUUAGAAAAAAGAAUUAUGAGUACUGUUUUAAAAAAUAUUUUGUCAAACGAAAUAGAAAACGAAAACAUAACCAAAUUCAGUUAUUGGGUUCUGUUUUGUUUUGGUUUAUGGAGUUGCCCAUAUAGAAUAUUCUAGUGCAGUGCUGGAUUUUGAUACUUAACUAUUGAGUUUUUGACUGAUGGGUCAUGUUAAGUUUGAUCUGUUUAGAUAAACCCCAAGUCUUGAUUCCUUUCCAUAUGUAAUUUCUUGAGAUUUAUGCCCACUCUGGUUUAUUCCACUAAAUUUGCUUAGUAUAGGUUGAUGAUUCAGUAUAAAAUUCUUGGGUCACUUUCGCAGUGCUCAACAACUGUUUGUGUUUUAGAUCCACACAAAAACUUGACCCAAAAAAACUGGGUUUCUUCUAUAUCCCCUUCUCAAAUGCAUAUUUAUGACUUUGCAAUUCUUGAAUUUUCCCGAUUAUUUGUUUUUUACUUUCUUUGUUUUUUGUGCUUUUACAUGGGGGAGAAAGAGAAAUGAUGCCGUGGAAAACGGUCUUCAAACAGACCUUGAGCAUGGAGAUGCAGUACCGGCUGCAAAUGUCGGGUUUGGUAGAGUACUAGCACUUGCAAAGCCUGAUACAGGAAAAUUGAUUCUCGCUACGGUUGCUCUGUUGAUCGCAUCCAUGUCAAGUAUAUUGAUUCCGAAAUUCGGUGGGAAAGUAAUUGACAUUGUGUCGAGAGAUAUCCAAACACCUCAACAGAAAGAUGAAGCAUGGGACGAAGUCAAGAACACCAUACUAUAUAUCUUUCUAAUUGUCAUAGUCGGGUCGAUCUGCACAGCACUUCGGGCAUGGUUGUUUUCUUCUGCUAGCGAAAGGGUUGUUGCACGGUUGAGAAAUAACUUGUUCAGUCACCUCAUUCACCAAGAAAUAGCCUUCUUUGACAUUAUUCGAACCGGUGAACUCCUAAGUAGGCUAUCUGAAGAUACACAGAUCAUAAAAAAUGCAGCAACUAACAAUCUCUCCGAGGCCCUAAGGAAUCUUUCUACUUCAGUGAUCGGUCUCGCAUUCAUGUUUGCAACAUCAUGGAAAUUAACAUUAUUAUCUUUGGCUGUUGUUCCAGCCAUCUCUAUUGCUGUCCGCCAAUUUGGUCGCUUUCUUCGCGAACUAUCUCACAGUACUCAAUCUGCUGCUGCCGUCGCUGCCUCAAUUGCUGAGGAAACUUUCGGUGCCAUAAGCACAGUGAGAUCUUUUGCUCAAGAAGAAUAUGAAAUUUCACGCUACGCAGAGAAAAUUGAUGAGACAUUAAAUCUUGGACUUAAACAAGCUAAAGUAGUUGGAUUGUUCUUCGGAGGUUUAAAUGCAGCUUCAACACUAUCCGUUAUUGUAGUAGUUAUCUAUGGAGCCUAUAUAACAAUCCAAGGCUUUAUGACCCCGGGUGAUCUUACAUCAUUCAUUCUUUACAGCCUCACAGUGGUCAAGAUGCGGAAGUGGAGUUAGACGAUGUCUGGUUUGCCUAUCCCUCGCGACCAAACGAUAUGGUGCUCAAGGGAAUAACAUUAAAACUGCAGCCUGGUUCAAAGGUUGCUCUGGUCGGUCCAAGUGGUGGUGGGAAGACAACUAUAGCAAACUUGAUCGAAAGGUUUUAUGACCCUAUCAAAGGAAAGAUUUUGGUGAAUGGUGUUCCUUUAG
This is a messenger RNA of Camellia sinensis, 1956 nucleotides long. The record is from RefSeq and is a predicted model, not a curated record. Lineage: Eukaryota; Viridiplantae; Streptophyta; Magnoliopsida; Ericales; Theaceae.